Molecule: messenger RNA, 2970 nt
Organism: Aureococcus anophagefferens
Lineage: Eukaryota; Pelagophyceae; Pelagomonadales; Pelagomonadaceae
Exons: 1
Coding region: 1-2922 (973 amino acids)
Molecular function (GO): protein binding
Source: RefSeq, a predicted model, not a curated record
AUGGGCGCGGGCGCCUCCCUGACCUUUGGCGGCGGGACGCUGAGCGAGCUCGACGCGAAGCAGCAGAUCGGCGUGUGCUACGACCUCGACGCCGAGGCCGUGUUCCACACCUACGCGGUCAGCGACGACGGCGUGCUCGUCGUGCCCUACGAGCGCUGCGCCGCCUUCGCUGCCCAGACGAAGCUUCUGGACGGGCGCGUCCUGUUCUGGAACCUGGCCCAGCUCAAGCGGGCGCGCGCGGGGCUCGAGGAAGCCUACGCGGCCUGCUGCCCGCGGCACCUCUGCGGCGCCGUGGAGGAGACGCGGCCCGCGUCGCCCGCGCGCGACCCGCGGUCGCCGCGGUCGCCGCGGCGCGCGGCCUUCGUCGAUGAAGGCCCGCGCCAGCGCGCGGCGACGGGCGGCGUCGCGACGACCUGGGACCAGGUCGCCUUCGUCGCGGGCUUCGCGCGCGUCGCGCUGGAGGCCAAGGUGUCGCGCGCCUUGACCGCGUGCGGCGUCGACGGCGCGUCGUUCCGCUGCGCGGCGCUCAAGGGCGGCGAGCGCGCGCGGCGCAAGGCGGAAGCGGACUACCGCGGCUGCGUCUGCGACCUCCUCGACGUCGCGCGCGGCGAGGUCGUCUGCGACGACGAGGCGGCCAUGGUCGCGGCCGUCGCGGCGCUCCGCGGCGCCGCGGACGUCGCCGUCGCGCGCGUCAAGAAUUUUUGCGCCCGCCCGCUCUUCAACGGCCACCGCGGCCUGCUCGUCACCGUCGCCGUCGACUGCGACGCGGCCGGGGGCCGGUCCGCGACGCACUACUGCGAGGUCGCCGUCGUCCACCGGGAUCUGAAGGCCGCGGAGCUCCGGCACGGGUCGCGCGCGGCCUACGAGUUCUUCCGCGCCUACUUUCGCGCGCCGCGGGCCGCCGCGGCGCGGCGCCUCGACGCCCUGCUCGCGCUGCCCGUCGAGGCCGCGGGCUCCGUCGGCGACCUCGUCGACCGGUUGCUGGAGGAGGACACGGACGUCGACCGCCUCCGCGACGUCGUCGCGCUGCUCGAGACGCUCGACGAGCUCGCCUGCGCGCUCCGCGUCCGCGAGCGCGUGCUCGAGCUGCUCCGCGCGGGCGGCGGCGACGCGCGGAAGCUCGAGGACGCGGCGCUGGGCAUCGCGGGCGAGCUCGAGAAGCUCGGCUUCGCCUACGCGCUGCGCCGCGCCUACGCGGACGCCGCGCCCUUGGUGGCGCGCGCCGUGGCCAUCAAGGAGGCGCACCGCGGCGCCUUCGACGUCACCGUCGCCGCGCCGGCGCUCCAGCUCAGCGGCAUCCGCUACAAGCAGGGCCGCUACGGCGACAGCGAGGAUUUGGCGCGGCGCGCGCUCCGCAUCUACGAGGACGAGUACGGGUGCGACCACGCCUUCGCGAUCCCCGCGCUCCGGCGCCUCGCGCUCGCGCUCGAGCGCCGCGCGACCUACGCCGAGGCCGCGGACGUCGCCGGCCGCCUCCUGGCGUCCCAGGAGCGGCAGCUCGGCAAAUGGCACCUCGACGUCGCGGCGACGCUCGAGCUGCUCUCGACGCUCGAGGCGACGAUGGGCCGCCACGAGGCCGCGGUGCCGCGCGCGGAGCGCGAGCUCGCGCUGAAAGAGAAGGUCCUCGGCGGGGACCACCCGACGACGGCGGCCUGCCGCCUGCGCGCGGCGACGCUCGCCAUGGCCGCGGGCGGCCGCGACGGCGCCGCGGCGGCGUCGCUGGAGCGGGCCGCGCGCGACCUCGAGGACGGGCUCGGCGCCGGCCACGCGCUCGUCGGCGACGCGCUCGUCGCGCUCGGCGAGCUCCACGAGCGGGCCGCGCGCUGGGCGGACGCCGAGGCGUGCUUCGAGCGCGCGCUCGCCGCGCGCGAGGCGCACUUCGGCCCGGAGUCGCCGCCCGCCGCGGCCCUGCUCGCGUCGCUCGCGGCCGUGCGAUGCCGCCACGACGGCGACCGCCGGCGGGCCGCGCCGCUCUACGAGCGGCUCCUCGCGCUCGGGGAGGCCCGGCUCGGGCCGUCGCACCCGCGGCUCGACGUGCCCCUCAUGAAUUUCGCCGCGGCCUACGAGGACCUGCGGCGCUACGACGACGCGGAGCGGCUCUACCGCCGCGCGCUCGCGCUCCGCGAGGCGCGCGCGGGCGGCGCGCCGUCGCCGGACGUCGCGUCGGCGCUCAACGGCGUCGCGGCGGCGCUCCGAUGCCGGGGGCGCCUCGACGACGCCGAGGCGCUCUUCGCGCGGUCGCUCGCGAUCACGGCCGCCGCGAACGCGGCCGAGGACCCGCCGCCGGGCGCGUCGUCGCCGCGGAGCGCCGUCGCCGCGCCGCUCCGGGGUCUGGCCGCGAAUCUCGCGGACCGGGGCGCCUACGGCGACGCGGAGGCCCUGCUGCGCCGCGCGCUCAAGUUCGACGAGAUGGAGCACGGCGCGGACCACCCGGACACGGUGCCCGCGCUGAGCGCGCUCGUCGACGCGCUCCUGGACCGCGCGCGGUACCGCGACGCCGAGCCCUACGCGCAGCGCAUCCUCGCGAUCCGCGAGCGCCGCGCGCCGGGCUCCCGGGACGUCGCCGUCGCCCUGAACCGCCUCGCCGUCGUCCUCAAGCUCCAGCGCAAGCACGACGCCGCCGACGCGCUCUACGCGCGCUGCUGCGACAUUCUGGAAACCCGCGUCGGCGCGAACAGCCCCGCGUACGCGGCGGCCGUCGCGAACCGCGCGUCGCUCAAGCGCGCGACGGGCGACUUCGACGGCGCGGGCGCCCUCUACGGCGAGGCGCUGCGCAUCUUCGUCGGCGCGCUCGGCGAGGACCACCCGAACGUCGCGGUGACGCGGCGGCACCUCGCGGACAACGCGAAGCUCAGGACGGGCCUCGCGCCGCGCGACGCCGCCGGCGCGUCCCCCCGCGGCGUCGAUCGGACGAGCUCCUAACGCCGGCGGCACGCGUUCUGCCGGUUCGGUUCCGCGGACGCUGAUUCC